AAUCAAUCUCCGCAUAUCAUGUCACAUAUCAUGUCUGUCGAUGUGUAUCUUAUAGCCAAUCGCUACAUGCUUGCAGUAUUGCGCCUCACAUAUCUUACCUCAUCAUCUAUAGCAUUGACUUCCUUUAUCUCCGAUUUCUAGGUACAUAUUAGGUAUAUAAUAUCACCAAUUCUUCAUUCGAUUCUGCGCUUCGUCCUACUCUAGCUAUAAGCCUAUGGCCCUGAUACAUCAUUUAAUCUUGUCAAGUUAAGGAGGCGUAUAAGAAAUUUGUUAGUCAUGGCUGGUCACGUGAACAUGAUGGACGACUAUCUGAUAGCGAACUUACCGCCGCCAAUCCUCAGAUCUGCCCUUCGGCUCCUUAUCUCACAGGGCGCCAUCACACAGAAACCCUUCGUCGAGCAUGUCCGGGCCAGGUUUCGGGAGAACCCACCUACACUCAGGGUCUUUAGCACGUUGUUUACCGGGAAUGACGGCGUGACCUCAGAGUGUUCGGCAUACGUGGCGCAGAUCAGGUGCAUGUUUUCGUGCAAAAUGUCGGAGGAAUCAAUCCCGCACCUCGAGCAAUUCGUAAACGCCAUAUAUUCAAGGAGAGUCAGUUGGUCAGAAACUAGCGAAGUAGCAAAGCUGCUCACCAGCUUUGACGGGGACAUCGUCCAAGCAAUCCAAGCCCUGAAAGAAACGGACCCCCCUCCAACCGCAGAGCUCCUGAUAACCCUGAACAACUUCCUCGCCAGCCUCAAGAACUGCGCGGAGUACUGCUCGGCCGCGCAACCUCGCCUGAGAUUUCCUUUCGCACGCGGCAGGCAGCAGCUCCAGGAUGCCAUACGAUUCCUCUUUCCGCAGCAAAGAAGCACUUCCUUGCCCCCCACGCCGCCGGAGCCUGAGAGCGAGGAAUUGGCCUCCUUGCCGGGCGAGAUAAGACAAGCGGCGGUAGAAACAUUCCGCCUCGGACCCUUCGAAGUGCCCAGACUCUUCAACGGGCUGUGGCAGCUCUCGUCGGCGUCGUGGGGGUCGGCGACCACCACAGACCAAGAGCGGGCACUCACGCACGCAGCUAAAUGCGGGUUAACCGCGGCGGACAUGGCGGACCAUUAUGGAGACGCGGAGCUCGUAUACGGUGUGUUCCGGAACAAGUUCUCGAAGCACAGCCAGACUACCGUGUUUGCCGCGACCAAGUGGUGCGUAUUCUCGCCGAUCCCGAAGCCCGUGACGGCCGCCUGGGUCUCAGACGCCGUGUGCGAGCGGUCGCGGCGGUUAAAGGGGCGGGUUGAGCUGCUCCAGUUCCACUGGUAUGAUUACACCCAAAAAGAGUACCUCGACGUGCUCGCCGAGCUAGUCCUGCUAACCAAGACCUGCCCGACGACCGUGUCCGCCAUCGGGCUGUGCAACUUCGACUCCGCGCACCUGGCGGAGGCGUGCGAGCACCUGAUCGCGCGCUUCGGCGAGGUCGGCCUCGUGUCGAACCAGGUGCAGUUCUCGCUCGUCGACGCGCGGCCGCUGAGGAGGAUGACGGAGACGUGCGAGAAGUACGGGCUGAAGCUGCUCACGUACGGGACGCUUUGCGGCGGCUUCCUCUCCGAACGCUGGCUCGACAAACCAGCGCCGGAGCCCUAUUCGGAGUCCAACCGGCUGACUCCUUCGCAGCGAAAGUACCUCGACACAAUCCACCACUGGGCCCCCUGGCACACCUUCCAAGCCCUCCUCACACACCUCUCGUCCCUCGCCGCCGCCCACAGCGUCAGCGUCUCCUCCGUCGCCGCGCGCUGGGUCCUGCAGCAACCCGCCGUGGGCGCCGUGAUCGUGGGGGCUCGGCUAGGCGUCUCCGAAGACCACGCGGACGACAACGUGAGGACGUUUGGGUUCCGGCUUAGUGGUGAGGAGAUGGGGAGGCUGAAUGAGAUUGCGCUUGGGGCCGAGGGGGGGAGGAUGAAGGGGGUGUUUGAGAGGCUGGGGGAUUGUGGGCGUGAGUAUCGGAAUGUGCAUUGAUAGUAGGCAUGGAGUGUCGUCUGCAGGAGGAGUAUUUUAUCAGGGUAGCAUAAGUACUUAGGUUAGGUAGGUAGAUAGUAUAGGAGAAGCGAGCAGAAGAGCUUCAUUACAAGA
Hypoxylon fragiforme is the source of this 2100-nucleotide messenger RNA. Its product is annotated as aldo/keto reductase. The transcript has 10 exons. Lineage: Eukaryota; Fungi; Ascomycota; Sordariomycetes; Xylariales; Hypoxylaceae. Bases 277 to 1986 code for a protein of 569 amino acids. The record is from RefSeq and is a predicted model, not a curated record.